Zingiber officinale is the source of this 1858-nucleotide messenger RNA. RefSeq names its product endoplasmic reticulum oxidoreductin-1-like. Gene Ontology annotation, molecular function: thiol oxidase activity; FAD binding; protein-disulfide reductase activity. The record is from RefSeq and is a predicted model, not a curated record. NCBI's taxonomy places the organism in Eukaryota, Viridiplantae, Streptophyta, Magnoliopsida, Zingiberales, Zingiberaceae. Gene Ontology annotation, cellular component: endoplasmic reticulum membrane; endoplasmic reticulum. Bases 207 to 1559 code for a protein of 450 amino acids. Gene Ontology annotation, biological process: protein folding in endoplasmic reticulum. The transcript is spliced from 10 exons.
CGAGUAAGAUUCAAGCCGAACUCUAAAACGUCCUCAAUAGUCACCACCGUUUAUUUCAACGCUCCGUCAACCCGGCUUUUCUUCCUCCUCCCACGUCGAAUUUCUAAACCCUCCCUUCGAUUUCGCGCCGGAUCGUUAGGGUUUCCCACUCUGCCCCUGAAUCUCCACCGACUCCGGACUCAGAUUUCUACUUCUGGCGGUAGGUCAUGAAGGGGGCCGAGGUCGGCAGACGGAGAGGCUGGCGCUGGAGCUGCUGGGCCGUGGGGGCGCUGAUCGCCGUCCUCCUCGCCUCCGCCGCGACUUCCAGGAACUCCGUCAAGAUCCCUCUUUUCGGGAUUACCAACCACAUCUGUCGGUGCGCGGAGUCUAGGAAGUACACCGGCGUCGUGGAGGAUUGUUGUUGCGACUAUGAAACUGUGGAUGGUCUCAAUAAGGAAGUCUUGCAUCCGAUCCUACAAGAUCUCGUCACCACGCCGUUCUUUCGGUAUUUUAAGGUCAAGCUAUGGUGUGAUUGCCCAUUCUGGCCUGAUGAUGGAAUGUGCCGUCUUCGGGAUUGCAGUGUCUGUGAGUGUCCAGAAAGCGAGUUUCCUGAGCCUUUCAAGAAACCUUAUCAUCUUUCCUCUGAUGAUCUAAUGUGUCAGGAAGGAAAGCCACAGGCUGCUGUUGAUCGUACAAUUGAUAAUAAAAUUUUCAGAGGGUGGAUUGAAGUUGACAAUCCAUGGACCAAUGAUGAUGAAACUGAUAUUGCUGAGAUGACUUAUGUGAACCUUCAACUAAAUCCUGAGCGCUACACUGGCUAUACUGGUCUUUCAGCUAGGAGGAUAUGGGAAGCAGUUUAUUCAGAAAAUUGCCCAAAAUAUUCUUCAGAAGAAUUUUGCCAGGAGAAAAGAGUCUUGUACAAACUGAUAUCAGGAUUGCAUUCCUCCAUCUCGGUUCACAUAGCUUUUGAUUUUCUUCUUGAUGAAGCUAAUAACUUGUGGGGUGUAAAUCUUGAACUGCUGUAUGAUCGGGUAUUGAGUCAUCCAGAGCGUGUUAAAAACUUGUACUUCGUGUUUCUUUUUGUUCUCCGGGCAGUGACAAAGGCCACAGAUUUCUUGGAACAGGCUGAAUAUAACACAGGAAACCUGGAAGAAGACCUUAAAACACAAUCGCUGGUGAGGCAACUUCUGUACAAUCACAAAUUACAAGCUGCUUGCCCAAUACCAUUUGAUGAGGCCAAACUUUGGCAAGGUGAAAGUGGUCCUGAACUAAAACAACAAAUCCAGGCACAGUUUAGAAAUAUCAGUGCAUUAAUGGAUUGUGUUGGAUGUGAGAAAUGCCGCCUAUGGGGAAAGCUUCAGGUUCUUGGUCUGGCUACAGCUUUGAAAAUUCUAUUCUCAGUUGAUAACCAAAACCUCAUCAAUCAACAGUUGCAGCUUCAACGAAAUGAAGUUAUUGCUCUGAUGAACCUCCUCAACAGGCUCUCAGAAUCCAUUAAAUUUGUCAAAGAGAAGGGGCCGGAUGCCGAGAAAAUCAUGGAGAAAAGGACACAUUCAACUACCACCAAAAGCAGUCUCUAAACCACCAAACUAGCACUUACGUAUAUCAAAUCCGAUCAUGUUAUUCUGGUAGUGAUUUUUUGAGCACGCUAUCAAAGGAGUUAGAACUAGUCCCAGAGUUGACAAAGACGUGAGCACUAGCAUUCAUCUAUUACUCUGUUGAUUACAUAUUUUCCCAUGCUUUUGCUGAAACUGAACUGAUUACUAGCAAAGAUCACACCAUUUUUUAUUAAGAACAUGUACUGUAUCAUUUAGAUACAAAGUAUGAGCAUACAUAUACAACUUACAUACUCAGUUAUUCCAGCGAGAGACUCAAAUCA